UCUUUCGAGUACCAUUUUGUAACAUUUUGCCUUAGUUCCAUUUUUUGCUUAACAUUUUGUCUGGAUAUGCUUGCGGUCAAUCGGGAUUUUCUCGUCUUUUGUUGGGGUGGGUAUAUUGAUUUUUUCGUUAAUUUAGAGCGCAUAUACCUAUAUGUAUUGUUGUUUUGAAGCUUAUUGUUAGAUUUAAAUCGUUUUGAGAAUAUUUUACAAUUGAAUCAUUUUAUCUUAAAUUUGCAGGAAUAUACCUAAUUUUGUUAUAAAUUUUGGUUGUUCAAUUAUUGAUUUUCCUCCGUUUUAUUAAAUAGUAAACAGAUUUGUGAUGCCAGGACAUACAAAACAGAGUCGGAAACGGCGGACUUAUCGAGAUUAUUCUUAUGAGGAUGAAAAGCGUAUACGUGAAGAGAAUCGCAGCAAACUUAAAUGUGAUCGUGAGGAGCGCGCUAGACGACGAUCACGCAACAGAAAUGACCAAUACUAUCAGAUGGAUAUUGAGAAGGCUUGUGACAUAUCAAAGAGUUGUCCACAGAAGAACAGCACUGCUUCCUCAUCCAAUGCCAGCAAACGGAUAUCUCCUCCUAAGAAAAAAUCAAAAAUAAGCAAUCGAAAUACAAAAACUAGCAAUAGCCAACAACAAUUGUCUACCGCUCAAUCAUCUUCAGUGGCCGUUGUUAUUCCAUCAACUGUUCAUAGUAAACCACAACAAGUAGUAGUCCCGCAACCAAUUAUUCCGCCUCCAAUACAUGAUGACAAAGAAGGGCAUUUAAUUUAUUAUAAUGGACAAGUUAUUGAUUCUCGAUUUGAAAUUGUUAAGACACUUGGGGAAGGAACAUUUGGAAAGGUCGUACAAGUAAAAGACUUAUGCCGUACUGAUUCAGUUAAAUCUGCACCAAAAGCUUUAAAAAUCAUCAAAAAUGUUUCAAAAUAUAGAGAUGCUGCUAGACUUGAAAUUAAUGUUCUUAGGAAGCUUAGAGAAAAAGACCCAGAGGGAAAUCAUUUGGUUAUUCAAUUACUCGACAGUUUUGAUUAUCAUGGACAUAAAAUGAAUGAUUAUCGGCCAUAUCCUAUGGACCAAUCUAGAUAUAUUGCUUAUCAAGAUGCAACUGUUCGUCUAAUUGAUCUCGGCUCGGCAACAUUUGAUCACGAGCAUCAUUCAACAAUUGUUUCUACUCGUCAUUAUAGAGCACCCGAAGUUAUUUUAGAGCUUGGUUGGGCCCAACCUUGCGAUGUUUGGUCAAUAGGCUGUAUUAUGUUUGAGCUUUAUACUGGACAGACACUUUUCCAAACACAUGACAAUCGGGAACAUUUGGCUAUGAUGGAAAGAAUUCUUGGGAAAAUACCUUAUAGAAUGGGGCAUAAAACAAAAACAAAAUAUUUUUAUCAUGGCCGUUUAGAGUGGGAUGAUCGGACGUCGGGCGGCCAGUACGUGCGGGAUCAUUGCAAGCCUUUAAUUCGUUAUAUGCAAUCUAAUUCAGACGCUCAUCAGCACUUGUUUAACUUGAUUCAUCGAAUGCUCGAAUAUGAACCAAAUUCUCGUAUCCAAUUAAGUGAUGCUCUUCGCCAUAUUUAUUUUAGCCGAUUAGAACCAGCUCAACGUGCAAGUGUUGAUGGGGGAAAGUUAAAUGAUUUUGUAAAUGGUGAUUUGUCUAGUAAAAGUGUUGCUUCUUCAUCUUCAAUACGAGAUUGACUACUUCUUGUUUUGUUUAUUGGAUGGAAAUUUUUGUUUUAAUUUUUUGUGAUUUUGGUGGUGGAAAUAUAUAUUUAAUUUGUUAGGAGGGUAAAAGAAAAAAAAAUUAUUUUUAAUUUAACUAAAAAUUAAUUCUUUCCAAUUUUUGUCUUUUUGUCAACUUUUUUGGAUAAUUAUUUUUUUGACAAUUAAAUUUUCUGACAAAAAUCCAAAAAGCUUUUAUUUUGUUACACACCAAUUUUGUCUUUAUCCUAUAUUUUGUUUUGUUUAUUUUAAAAAUUAAUUAUUCUUGUCACAUAUUUACUAAUUACUUCC
Molecule: messenger RNA, 1999 nt
Organism: Meloidogyne enterolobii
Lineage: Eukaryota; Metazoa; Nematoda; Chromadorea; Rhabditida; Meloidogynidae
Source: the annotation of a GenBank genome assembly